CAAGCCUGGUGUGUAUGCUCCCCGGGCCGGCUGUUUUGCUCGACGCACCACCACCUCUGCGGCUGCUACGGCCCCUCUACAUGGGUUGAAGGGCCUGGCUCUGUCUCCCUCUCUCUCUCUCUCUCUCUCCAUCUCUCUCUCCCUCCUUCUCUGUCUCUCUCUUUUUGUCUGUCCUGACUACAGUAGUCGCCGGCGUGUCUCCUCUCCUCUCCCUCUCCCUCUCCCUCUCCCUCGUCUGCCCUUCCUCCCGUUGUGCCUGGCGUCCCGUCCCGACUGACGCUGCGUCUCCGCCGCGUCUCGACCCGAGCUGACCCCUGAUGUGUGCUAUGGGUCGUGCCCCGGGCGCGUUUGGACUCACAGCACCACCAGCACCGCCGCUGCAGCCGCCACCAGCACCAGCACCAUCUUCCUCGUCGCGACUCUCCUCCUCCUCCUCAUCCUCGUCCGCUGCAAGAGUAGCCUCGCCAGCCUCUCCCUGCGUCGCGGGCAGCCACAGGUGCCAGCGGCUGUAGAGAAGGGAAGCCCGCCGCUAGCCGACUUGACCGCUUCUCUCCGAUCCGGCUCUUCGACCUGACCGGUGGUCCAGGGGGGCUGUCCGCCUGCCCUGAGCGCCUGGUUGUAGCACCGGGUCCCAGCGCCAUCUCCAGCCCCAGCAGAGGCUGGGUGGAAGUGAGGGGAGGCACCUGCGGGAGCGGGGGGAGAGCACACCCCCCCCUCGGCCGGCCGGCAGAGACUAUGCAGCCAGGACUGCUGGCCCUGGCGGUGGUCAUCCUCAGCACGUCCUUUGGGCACGGCAACGACGGAAGCCUCAAGCCUGGCAAGGGGAGGAGGCAGAGACGCAUAAGCACUGAAGUGCCACCGCCAUCUUGCUCCAAUGGCUGUGAGAACUGCUCCAAGGACAACGGCUGUCUGAAAUGCCGCCCCCGCCUCUUCUUCCUCCUGGAGCGCAACGACAUCCGCCAGACGGGCGUGUGCCUGGCCUCCUGCCCCGUCGGCUACUUCGGCAUUCGACAGCCGGACAUGAACAAGUGUGCUCAAUGUAAAAUAGAGAACUGUGAGGAGUGCUUCAGUCGGACGUUUUGCACAAAGUGUAAGGAGGGCUUAUAUUCUCACAGAGGCCGCUGCUACGCCAGCUGCCCGGAGGGCCACAGCACGGUCAAUGGCACUAUGGAGUGUGCGGGCGCAGGUGCGGUGCAAUGUGAGCUGGGUGAGUGGAGUUCCUGGGGCCCAUGCAUGAAGAAGAACAAGACAUGUGGCUUCAAGAAGGGCACCCAGACGCGUGUCCGAGAGCCGGUGCUGCCCACGCAGCCAGCGCAGCCCCCCAGCCCUGCCACGGCCUCUCGGGCCCCACCUCCCUCCACCUGCCCCCCUCCGGUCACCGAGAGCCAGAGGUGCACCGUGCCCAAGAAGAUCCCGUGUUCUGGGAGAGGAGGAGGAGGCAAGGGGAACAAAAAAGACAAACCAGAUGGCCAGAGGAACCGCGAUAAAGGGGGCGGCAAGAACCGUGGCAGUAAAGGAACAGGAGGAGGUGGAGGAGGAGGUGGUGGAGGAGGAGGAGGAGGAGGAGGAGGAGGAGGAGGAGGAGGAACAGGAGGAGGAAAGAAAAAGAAAGUGCGUGCCACCACUGCUCCCACGCCCAUGCUCACAGCGAGCACCGUCACCUAGUCAAGUCCUGGCGCUGAGGCGGGGGCUCUAGAUAGGUGGAUGGACAUACACACACCCCACCCACCCACACCUCCGCCCACCGCAAAAACCCAGAUGCAAAACAAACACACAAACAAACAAACAAACAAACAAACAAACAAACAAACACAAGACAGAAAUGACAACAGUGUCCAACUAAAUGAGGAGAAGAUCCUUGCUGCUAUGCAUUCUCAGAAAAUACUUGUGAGAGAACUGGAGGACUGUUGCAAUACAAAAAAAAAGAACUUUUUUUUUGCUUUGUAUUGAAGAAAGACAUUUGACACAUUUGAGAGGAGCAAAAACAACACAUGAAAAAGAUUGGCUUCGUUGGACGGAUGGAAGUACUGUGAGUCACAAAUCUGAUGGUGACUGGUCUCACGAAGAACCUGCCCAGCAGGAGGUGGUUCCUUACAAAACACAGCAGGCAAUCAUGAGAAAAAGAGAACAAAGUCAAGUGUUUUUUUUUUUUUUUUUAAUCGAUCAAAGGACUACACUCAUAUGCCCUAUAACUGUGGAGAUGUGACAUUCGAAAAUACCAAACACUCUUAAAUAAGAGUGUCUGAAAGCAGUUUGCUUUUCAUUAUCAUGGUAACUGUUCUGAUAAUGGCUUGUCGGAGGCAGAUAACACGUUUGUAGGUAUUUGUUUUAAGUCGACGGAGCAGGAGAUGGACAGUAUUAAUGCGCUUUAUUGUUUAAUUUCUACUUUAUGUUGGAACAACAGAAAGGCACUGGAACUAAUGUGUGGCUUGUUCAAAAACAAAUACCAAAAGAUGUUUGACUUUUUUGGUAAGGAAAGGAUCCAAGAAACGAUGACAUGAGAGAUAGAGUGAACCAAUAUAUUAUUUGUUAUCCAAAUCCUCUCCCCCAGACAUCACUCAACACUCUUAAGUAUCUUGGCUAGUUCCUUUAUAAAUGUUAUUUUGAUGAGAAGGAAAAGAAUUUGUAAUGCACAAUAAUUGAGCAAUAAGAAUGAAGAUGAAACAGUAAAAAUAAAAUAAAGAUUGUGUGUGUGUGGGGGGGGGGGGGGGGGCUGUUGGGGUUAGAAUGAGAUUUAAAAUGUAGAUGGAUUGUGUUUGUUUACAAAUGAUGCAGUAUGGACAGAAUUAGCGUGUGUGUGUGUGUGUGCGUGUGUGUGUGUGUGUGCGUGUGCAUGUGUGAGAGUGAGAGUAAGAUGAGAGAGGACAGUGGUUUGCAUGUCAAUACAUGACAGUAUCCUUUUUCUGUGUGUUUACAGAUGUUUGUGUUUGUAUCAACUCCUGCUAAGAGAAAACAAAUGGUUGAAAUAUAUCAGCACACUUAUAUAUCAACAGCCUCAUUAUUCCUAAUCAUCUGGUUAUAUGUAUACCAUGUUCAUACAGCUCUUCAAUACUUACACAUUUAUGUUUUGCUACAGGGUCAGAUAGCAAGAAUUUAUAUUGCACAGUGUCUCCAUGUUUGCAAUGUAUUCAGAUUGCUGUAUGGAAUUAACCUUUUUUCACAGUGUUGGUAUGGUAUGGUGAGACAAUCUGAAGUUUGACGUACAGUAGGCUUUAGAGCCACUAUCCGCGCUCUCGUAAUUUUUCCUUGGUCUGGUAGCCGUACGCACACAUUAAAAAGUACUUUAUUUCAAUGGAAAACUUCACUGCAAUGGCUACAAUAUGGGUCGUCACACUGAGUGCAGUGUGUUAGCCUCAGUUUUGGAAGAAAGCUAUGAUUAUGUUGACUGAUAAUAUGCUGUAGAUACAGUAUAUUAUAUUGUGAUAUUUUAUUACGACUGAAGGGUUAUCCCUCCUGAAAGUAGCUGCCCUUGGACUAGAUUCUGCACGACACCAGGCCACGUUCUCUCUUAAGGGUGCAUAUACUUCAAUACAAAUGUUAUUAGCAAAGUCAUUUGAACCAUAUGAACUGUUUUAAGUGCCCUGUCCUGAUUUGUUUUCCCCAUCAUCAUGCCUUACUUGUGUGUGUCUACAUUAAAAGAAAAGAUCAUUA
Messenger RNA from Sardina pilchardus (European sardine), 3651 nucleotides. It is a transcript of the gene rspo1, whose product is annotated as R-spondin 1. The record is from RefSeq and is a predicted model, not a curated record. The coding region runs from base 736 to 1665 and encodes 309 amino acids. NCBI's taxonomy places the organism in Eukaryota, Metazoa, Chordata, Actinopteri, Clupeiformes, Clupeidae. The transcript is spliced from 5 exons.